AUUGUCUAUGAUGUCAAAAAGAAAAGAAUUUUGAGGAAACGGACGAUUAGUUUCGUGUUGUAGAAUUUUCUGUGUUGAAAGAGGUUAAAUGAAUCAGCAACGUAGUAUAGUACCGUUGAAACAUGUUUGAUUAGUUUUCUACGAAAUAAUUUUAUGUUAAUUCUUUGUUUCAUUGUGUAAUUACCACGCUAGUUCAUAAAUUGUGAGCACAAAUAAAAUGGCGACUGACCAAGCAAAAAACCGCAUGCAUGUAUUCAAGAACACUGGAAAAGAUGUCGAUGAAAUGCGCAGGCGAAGGAACGAAGUGACAGUUGAGCUAAGAAAGAAUAAAAGGGACGAAACGCUCCAAAAGCGUCGCAAUGUGCCCAUCAACGACUCCACAGACGAGGACGAGAUCGAGAGGUCACUGGCGGCGACCAAUCUGAAGGAGCUGGUGAUGAACGCGGCCAACGCCGAGAACCCCGACGUGCAGCUCAUGGCGGUGCAGCAGUGCCGCAAGCUGCUGUCGUCGGACAAGAGCCCGCCCAUCGACGAGCUCAUCAUGAACGGCAUCCUCCCCAUCCUCGUGCAGUGCCUCUCCAGAGCCGACAACCCCACGCUCCAGUUCGAGGCGUCCUGGGCGCUCACCAACAUCGCGUCCGGGACGUCGGCACAGACGAACAAAGUGGUCCACGCCGGUGCUGUGCCCUUAUUUUUGCAGCUGUUUAUGUCCCCACAUGAGAAUGUCUGCGAACAGGCGGUGUGGGCUCUGGGUAACAUAAUUGGAGACGGGCCCGUGCUGAGGGACUUUGUCAUAGAGAUGGGAGUUGUUAAGCCAUUGCUGAGCUUCAUCAAACCAGAAAUUCCUAUUUCGUUCCUUCGUAAUGUGACGUGGGUGAUCGUCAACCUGUGCAGGAGUAAGGACCCACCGCCACCAGCUAAAACUAUUCUAGAAAUUCUUCCCGCUCUCAAUGUACUCAUCGUUCAUAAUGACACUAGUAUCUUAGUAGACACAGUGUGGGCAAUUAGUUAUUUAACAGACGGUGGAAAUGAACUUAUCCAAAUGGUCAUAGAAUCUGGAAUAGUCCCCAAACUGAUCCCACUACUAUCACACAAGGAGAUGAAAGUGCAAACGGCAGCGCUCCGCGCGGUGGGCAACAUCGUGACAGGGACGGACGAACAGACACAGAUCGUACUCAACUGCGAUGCUCUCUCGCACUUCCCAGCGUUAUUGACACAUCAGAAAGAAAAGAUCUGCAAAGAGGCCGUGUGGUUCCUAUCGAACAUCACAGCGGGCAACAAACACCAGGUGCAGGCCGUGAUCGACGCGGGCCUGCUGCCGCUGAUCAUCGACAACCUGCGCAAGGGCGAGUUCCAGACACAGAAGGAGGCCGCGUGGGCCGUGUCCAACCUCAGCAUCAGCGGCACCAAGGACCAGGUGGCCACACUGAUCAACUGCGGAGUUAUACCGCCCUUCUGCAACCUGCUGAGCUGCAAAGACACUCAAGUCAUCAAUGUGGUGCUCGACGGUCUGAGCAACAUGCUCAAGAUGGCGGGCGAAAACGCCGAGCAGGUAGCCAACAUGAUCGAGGAGUGCGGCGGCAUCGACAAGAUCGAGGCGCUGCAGAGCCACGAGAAGGUCGAGAUCUACAAGAUGGCCUACGACAUCAUCGAGCAGUACUUCGCUGGGGAGGAGGAGGAUGCGACACUAGUGCCUGCGGCGGCGGACGGCGGCUUCCAGUUCGACGCGGCGGCGGGCCCGCACGACGCGCUGCGCUUCUAGGCCCGCCGCGUCUCCGCUGGAUUCACGAACGAUAGUCCCGGCCCCGGGCCCGCCCGGCGACGCCUCGUGUAAAUUGUUAUUGUGCGGCCCCCCGCUAGGGCUUCGCGCGGGGAGCCCGUGUCGUUCGUCGAUUCAACGGGCCGUUACAAAAAGGCCCCAGCACGGCCCCGGCCCUGCUGCGGUUUCGUUGUGAUACAACUCUAAUGUGAUGUUUCAAAAUAUUUUCAACUUGUUUUCGAUUUCGUAUUGUGACGUAAACGGACGAUGGACAUGAAGUGGAUAGCUUUAACGAUAAGUGCGCGUACGACGUACGCGGGGAUGUAUUCGCUUACUAUUGAUGCUUUUGAUAAUAACAUAGUAUUUAUGUUUCGAUUUUAACUCCGAAUGUAAUAUCAUCAGAACCUCAGGACUAGAGUGAACACCGUAUUUUAAGGUUAUCGAUUAUGUUCUGACAUUAAGCCCAUUUGUAUCUAUAUACCAAUAAAUUCUGUCCAAUAUUAA
Molecule: messenger RNA, 2263 nt
Organism: Ostrinia furnacalis (Asian corn borer)
Lineage: Eukaryota; Metazoa; Arthropoda; Insecta; Lepidoptera; Crambidae
Gene: Kap-alpha3
Product: karyopherin alpha3
Exons: 6
Coding region: 218-1762 (514 amino acids)
Biological process (GO): protein import into nucleus
Cellular component (GO): cytoplasm
Molecular function (GO): nuclear import signal receptor activity; protein binding
Source: RefSeq, a predicted model, not a curated record